UAUGGGCUAUGUCGCUAGCCCACCAGGCCCAAUCCACUUCUCCCCAAUUCCCCGUGUUUCCUCCAAUUCCAGCUCGCGGCAGAGGUUGCCCUACUGAGAAAAAAUGGCGAAGGAAGGAGGAGAAGAAGCAGCAGCAGCAGCAGAUGACAGUGGAAAGGAAGGGAAAAACCUGCUGGGGAAACCCAAGUUCAAGAAGAUGGAGAAUGGACGGUUCAGGUGCGUGGAGACGGGGCACGAGGUCCCCGCCCACGCCAAGGACUCGUACGCUCAGAGCAAGCACUGCCGCCUCGGCCUCAUCGACGCCGCCUUGGCCCGUAGCAAACCUCCUCUCAACAUGUUUCACCAAGACCCUCAAUCCCGCUCAAAGUUGAUUUGUAAGCUAACAGGACUCACUGUCAAUAAGUCUGAGGAGCAUAUAUGGAAACAUAUGAACGGAAAGCGUUUCCUCAACAUGUUAGAGAAAAUGGAAGCUGAAGAGCAAACACCAAAUGAAAUCGUUGCAGAGCAGGUUGAGCAGCCACCAGAUGAAAAAUCAAACAAGAAAGCAGAUUUUUUGAAGAAAAAGAACAAGAAAAAGAAAAAGGAAACUAAGCAGGAGGUGGAUGUCAAUAAAGUUAUCUCUGAAGUAAGGAAUCCUUCUGACAAGGACAGUGAUUCUGAAGAAGCUGACUUCUGGAUGCCUGAAGCCGGGGAUCGGUGGGACUUUGAUGAUGGAGGAGAUCGAUGGGGUUCUGAUUCUGAGUCAGAGCCAGAAACUGAAGAUGCUAAUGGAGCAGAAACUGAAGAUGCUAAUGGAGCAGAUGAUGCAAUAGAAGAGGGCGAACACAGUACAAGGGAGCUCUCUAAACGGACGAAACGAAUGUCCAUAGAAAUUGGACCUAGUGACUAUGCCUCGAGGAAGAAGAAAAAGAAGACCCAACCCACAUCAUAGAGAUUGCAAAAUUUGUUGUUUCUUUUUCAUUUUGCUGUUUUAAGUGUAAUAGAUUACAUGAUAUGUAUGAUUACAUGCUUGCAAUUGGUGCUUAAAACAUUUCGGUUAUCGAACAAUUCAACAAUCAGUUUAAGGAUCA
This is a messenger RNA of Rhododendron vialii, 1070 nucleotides long. RefSeq lists its product as uncharacterized. The coding region runs from base 104 to 931 and encodes 275 amino acids. The record is from RefSeq and is a predicted model, not a curated record. Lineage: Eukaryota; Viridiplantae; Streptophyta; Magnoliopsida; Ericales; Ericaceae. The transcript is spliced from 5 exons.